AUGGUAAAAGCCGACAUGAACCAAGAAAGUUUUCCGAAGACGCAGAAAAAGGCGAAAGCCCCGGACAAGGCUGUGCAUCCGUACAGUCGGAAAGCAGCCUACAUGGCCCGGGAGGAAAUACGACUCCAGAAAAAAGAACGACAGAAAGUUGGCAAAGCCGCACGUCUGAACAAUAUUGGUGAGAAGUUGCUAUGGUUUCAGAGUCAGUUGGAUCCUGAAAAGACGGCGUAUAGCAAAAAAGAUGCCUGCGACAUCAUUGAAAGGUACCUCCGACGUUUCGACGGCGAGCUGGAGCAGAUCGAGCUGAAGAACGGCAUCAAGGGACGUCGGGGGCGUCCGCACGGCGCCAGGGAGGACGUCAUCGAGCGGACGGUGGAGCGCGAGCGGGCGCUGUACCGCGGCGUCGGUCUCGAGAUCCCGGACUUGGUCGAUGCCAAACAUCUCAAAACGUUCAGGGAGUGGACGGGGGAUCUGAAGAAACUUCCUAACAUUAAACUGAGGAAGAUCUCAAGUAAGGAUGCAGAAGAGCAGAAGAAGGACAAACCGAAAGAAGAUCGCGAGGAGGAGUUAGACCCGGACGUUCCCAUGUCUGACGCCGACCCGUAA
Molecule: messenger RNA, 606 nt
Organism: Nerophis lumbriciformis (worm pipefish)
Lineage: Eukaryota; Metazoa; Chordata; Actinopteri; Syngnathiformes; Syngnathidae
Source: RefSeq, a predicted model, not a curated record